GCCCGGGCUCAGCCCCGUCCGGCCCCGCCGCACAGAACGGGAUCUCCCGAUGCGGGUCUCCAGGUGUUUGCCAAGGCCUUGCUCCGGUGUGCGGUUGGCGGGGGAGGAGGACACCAGCCCUGGGGCGCCGCUGCUCCGUGAGCCGUGUGCCCGUCUCACGUACUGCGCCGGCAUGGCAGUAAGGGGAGUUUCUCUGUCCUGAAACGUAGGGAGCUGGGAAAGAACUUCUUGAUUGUCAGCCCUGAGCACCUGCUGAGGCAUGCGRUGCAUUUCAGGCAGGGACACAAGCCAUCAAAAGUACAGAGCUAUUCUGAAGAAAGAGAAGAGGAAAAAAAAGCGGCAGGCGCUUGCCAAACUAAGGGACUCAGAAGCUGCAGAAAAAGAUGAAUCUGUGUCUGAGGAGGAAGAGGAGGAAGUAGAAGAAGAGGAAGAAGAAGAGGAAGAAAAAAAACUUGAGGCAGAAAGACAAAAACUACAUGAGCAGUGGUUGCUGAGAGAAGAAAAGGCCCAAGAAGAGUUCAAGCUAAAGAAAGAAAAAGAAGAAGCUGCAAGAAAGCGUCAAGAAGAAGARGAGAGGAAGAUCAAAGAAGAAUGGGAAGAGCAGCAAAGAAAAGAGAGAGAAGUGGCACAGCAGAAGCAACAGGAGAAGAAGGAGAGAGAGGCAGCUGUGCAGAGGAUGCUGGAUCAAGCUGAAAGCCAGCUGGAGAAUGGUGUGAGUUGGCAUAACCCUGAGCCUCCAGAGAAUCUGGGAACAGAGAAGGAUAGAGCAAAUUGCCCAUUUUAYAUUAAAACAGGUUCCUGCCGAUUUGGAGACAGGUGUUCUCGCAAGCAUAACUACCCCACGUCAAGCAAGACACUGCUCGUGCGUGGGAUGUUCAUCACUUUUGGCAUGGAGCAGUGCCGGAGAGACGACUAUGACACAGAUGCCAGUCUUGAGUACAGUGAUGAGGAGACCUACCAGCAGUUCCUGGAGUUCUAUGAGGAUGUGCUCCCUGAAUUUCAGAAUGUGGGAAAGGUGGUUCAAUUCAAGGUCAGUUGCAACUAUGAGCCUCACCUGCGAGGAAAUGUCUACGUCCAGUACCAGUCGGAGAAAGACUGUCAGGCAGCUCUGGCUCUGUUCAGUGGACGAUGGUAUGCAGGCAGACAGCUUCAUUGUGAAUUCUGUCCUGUGACGAGGUGGAAAACUGCUAUAUGUGGCUUAUUUGAAAGGCAGAAGUGUCCAAGAGGGAAACACUGCAACUUUCUUCAUGUUUUCAAAAAUCCAAACAAUGAGUUUUGGGAGGCCAAUAGAGACAUUCGUAUUUCUCCUGAUCGGACUCAUCAGUCAUCUAAAAACUCUGAGAGGAGAAACAGAUCGAGCCAUCGUGAYGACUAUUACAGCCGGUCCAGGAGAAGGGGCAGCCCCAGCUCAGACCAUUCUUACCGGAGAAACGGAGAAUCRGAGAGGAAAAAGAACCGCCGCAAAAACAAAAGGCGGCACCGGUCGGGGAGGUCGAGAAGUCGAGAGAGGAGGAGGUCUCACAGCAGGGGCAGGAAGAGGAGAGGCCGCAGUCGCAGCAGGAGUCACAGUCGGACACGCAGCAGGAGCAGGAGCAGAAGCAGAAGCAGGAGUUCCUCUCGAUCCAGGAGCAGGGGUAAAAAGAGAUCAAGCAGCAGAGGRAAAAAUAGUGAAACUCCCAAAACAAAGUGA
This is a messenger RNA of Malurus melanocephalus (red-backed fairy wren), 1690 nucleotides long. RefSeq names its product zinc finger CCCH-type, RNA binding motif and serine/arginine rich 2 (gene ZRSR2). The record is from RefSeq and is a predicted model, not a curated record. The transcript has 11 exons. Gene Ontology annotation, molecular function: pre-mRNA 3'-splice site binding; metal ion binding. Gene Ontology annotation, cellular component: U2AF complex; spliceosomal complex. Gene Ontology annotation, biological process: mRNA splicing, via spliceosome. Bases 260 to 1690 code for a protein of 476 amino acids. Lineage: Eukaryota; Metazoa; Chordata; Aves; Passeriformes; Maluridae.